Molecule: messenger RNA, 1950 nt
Organism: Bombus huntii
Lineage: Eukaryota; Metazoa; Arthropoda; Insecta; Hymenoptera; Apidae
Product: cyclin-dependent kinase-like 2
Exons: 6
Coding region: 114-1502 (462 amino acids)
Biological process (GO): intracellular signal transduction; protein phosphorylation
Cellular component (GO): nucleus; cytoplasm
Molecular function (GO): MAP kinase activity; cyclin-dependent protein serine/threonine kinase activity; ATP binding
Source: RefSeq, a predicted model, not a curated record
CUCAUAUACUUUUCUCAUAAUUGCGAAUAUCUUGCAAGGAAAUGGAAAUUGGAUAAAUAGGACGUUUUUUUAUCGAACUAGGAUUUGGAUUACGCUCGCGUGUGAGCAACAAAAUGGAGAAAUACGAAAUGUUAGAAAUCGUAGGAGAAGGCAGCUACGGUGUAGUGAUGAAAUGCAGACAUCGUGAAAGUGGGCAGUUCGUCGCCAUUAAGAGAUUUUUGGAAACCGAGGAGGACCAUCAAGUGCGAGAAAUGGCAUUUCGUGAAAUCAGAAUGUUGAAACAAUUGUGUCACGAUAAUCUAGUAAAUAUGAUCGAAGUGUUCCGCCAAAGGAAACGAUUCUAUCUCGUCUUCGAGUAUUUGGAUCACACCUUGUUGGAUGAGCUGGAACGUAUUGGAAACGGUCUAGGCUGGGAAGUGUCCAGGCGAUAUGUUUAUCAAAUCCUUCGCGGUUUGAGCUUCUGUCAUAGCAGAAAUGUAAUGCAUCGUGAUAUCAAGCCUGAAAAUAUUCUCGUAUCUCCGAACGGAGUGAUCAAACUCUGUGAUUUCGGGUUUGCACGUUUCACAAAUGGUGUCAACGAGUCCUGCACAGAUUACGUAGCAACAAGGUGGUAUCGAGCACCGGAGCUUCUUGUUGGUGAUGCACGAUAUGGCAAAGCGGUCGAUGUUUGGGCGGUAGGUUGUGUUUACGCGGAGUUGGUUACGGGAGAUGCUCUCUUUCCUGGCGAAAGCGACGUAGAUCAGCUCUAUCGAAUAACCAAAGUCUUGGGAAGACUGUGUACGAAGCAUCAAACGAUAAUCAGUCCUGGCAGAUCUAGUCAAAUGUUGCGACACGCAAGUACGGACGAGCUGGUAGGACCAACUCAUUCGAGUGUCGUUUCGAUUCGUAAAUUAUUUCCCACUUGGAAUUCAAUGACGGUCGACUUCUUAUCUCAAUGUCUUCGCAUGGAUCCCGAAACAAGAGCCACGUCUGUAGCGCUCUUGCAACACCCGCUCUUCACGCAAAGUAACUUCGUCGACGAAUUCCUCGAACAACUGAGAAAUAUUAUCGCUGAUGAAGCUGCUAUGAAUCCUCUGACGACUAAGAAAUUAGAGAAAAGAAGGUCGACUAUGUUUAAUCUGACAUCGAGAAAUAUUUUGCAUAGAUGGCACAUGGAAGUCGUUUCGCAAGAUACAAAGUCGAACGAUAGAACUGCAACUGAAACGAUCGAAACGACACAAUUACACCAAACGCCAUUGCUAUUGCACGUAGAUCGCUUACAAAAAGUUCCUCACUUUGAUCCUAUUUCCGUCUUACCAAAUGCAACCUACGUUCGUAAGCUAAAUGGAUUCGUCUCUACAAACGAGUACACCCAUACUUUACCUUCUCCCGAUUUCAAACAAUUUUGUAGCUAUACUAGUAUCAACGAUAAGGGGGAAAAUAGUCGUCAAAGAAAAACAAGAAAAACUCGGUUUCAUCAUUUUAUUAAUAAUAAAAAAGCAUCUAUUCGACGAUUUACUUAAUCAUCUUAUUAAUUAACAAUCACACGAGGUUGCGUGAUAAGUUCGUUUGCCUUUAAGAAAAAUCUCAGAAAAUACGAGUAUAAAGUAUUUUUUAUUUUUCCUACGAAUUCCCAAGAAUUAGUCACGCUUCGCAAACGAAAUUAAUUCCCACAAGUAACUGUCAUUUUCCACAAAACGAGAUUCGCCUAUCACAGAAUGAUUCCACAGAUCUACAAAAAAUGGUCACGACGAACAAAAUUCUUUACCAUGACAUUUGUUUCUCACAAAGCCUACAUAAAGCCCACAAAAAUUGAAGAUCAAUAUGUCACGCAAUUAAUAAUAUUAGUCGAAAUUAAUUAAUAUUAAUCAAUUCGGAUUAGGAAUUACGAAAAUCAUAUUAGUAGAACUUUCAGACUUUUGUAACUUAUACAUUAUAAAAAGAUUUUAAUAAACGUGCGAUUAAAGUUAA